Messenger RNA from Symbiodinium natans, 540 nucleotides. The record is from the annotation of a GenBank genome assembly. NCBI's taxonomy places the organism in Eukaryota, Dinophyceae, Suessiales, Symbiodiniaceae.
AUGGACCGUGCGUCAGCAAGUGCGCGGCAAAACCAAAGCAAGCAGUACAGAAUGUUAGCGCAAAAGGUGUGUUGCUUCAAAGGACCCAAAGAAGGCGAAGGCAUCUUCUUCGCCAAAGUUUCCUCGACCUUCGCGACCGCAGCCUGCCAGGGCCACUUCGGUGAUCCCAAUCGUCUAAAAAAUGCCCAAACGCUGAAUGCCACCGCCUACCGGCUUCGCCUCUUCAGCAAGUGCUUUGGCAAGCAAGGCAACCGUGGGGUGCGCAAAGAGCAUGUGGGUUGGAAUCCUGAGUUUCAGGUACAUGUGCCCCAGGCAUGUCCCCAUCACUACCAGAAUGUUGAAAUCCGCGUUCUGCUGUGUGCUACAGCACAUGGGAAGGCUGCCAGACUGCUGGUUGCAUCUUCUUGCUUUGAAGCCAAGGUUCUCCAGUGCUUUGGCAAUCCUGCGGAACGUAGCAUUACUUGCCGCUCAAACAAACACAAUCCAAGCUCCAGCCCGCCAGCCAAGAGAGUCAUCAAAGACCAACCUGCACGCCUCUGA